Messenger RNA from Ipomoea triloba (trilobed morning glory), 1376 nucleotides. Its product is annotated as GDP-mannose 3,5-epimerase 2. The record is from RefSeq and is a predicted model, not a curated record. Gene Ontology annotation, molecular function: NAD binding; GDP-mannose 3,5-epimerase activity. NCBI's taxonomy places the organism in Eukaryota, Viridiplantae, Streptophyta, Magnoliopsida, Solanales, Convolvulaceae. The transcript is spliced from 6 exons. The coding region runs from base 2 to 1132 and encodes 376 amino acids.
GAUGGGAAGCUCUGGAGGAAUUGAUUAUGGUGCUUACACCUAUGAGAACCUUGAGAGGGAGCCUUACUGGCCAUCUGAGAAGCUCCGCAUCUCCAUUACCGGAGCUGGAGGGUUUAUUGCUUCUCACAUUGCUCGCCGGCUGAAGAGCGAGGGCCACUACGUUAUUGCUUCUGACUGGAAGAAAAACGAGCACAUGACUGAGGACAUGUUCUGUCAUGAGUUUCAUCUCGUUGAUCUGAGGGUUAUGGACAAUUGUCUGAAGGUCACUCAAGGAGUUGACCAUGUCUUCAACCUUGCUGCUGAUAUGGGUGGAAUGGGGUUCAUUCAGUCUAAUCACUCUGUUAUUAUGUACAACAACACAAUGAUCAGCUUCAACAUGAUGGAAGCUUCCAGGAUUAAUGGCGUUAAAAGGUUCUUCUAUGCCUCUAGUGCAUGCAUUUACCCUGAAUUCAAGCAACUAGAGACUAAUGUGAGUUUGAAGGAAUCUGAUGCAUGGCCUGCUGAGCCUCAAGAUGCAUAUGGAUUAGAGAAACUUGCGACCGAAGAAUUGUGCAAGCAUUACAACAAAGAUUUUGGAAUUGAAUGCCGUAUUGGAAGGUUCCACAACAUUUAUGGUCCAUUUGGAACAUGGAAAGGUGGAAGGGAAAAAGCUCCUGCUGCUUUCUGUAGAAAAGCGUUAACUUCAACAGAUAAAUUCGAAAUGUGGGGAGAUGGACUUCAAACUCGUUCGUUUACUUUCAUCGAUGAGUGUGUUGAAGGUGUUCUCAGGUUAACAAAGUCAGACUUUCGGGAGCCUGUUAACAUUGGAAGUGAUGAGAUGGUUAGCAUGAAUGAGAUGGCUGAGAUGGUUCUUAGCUUUGAUGAGAAGAAGCUGCCGAUUCACCACAUUCCCGGGCCAGAAGGUGUCCGUGGUCGAAACUCUGACAACACUCUCAUCAAGGAGAAACUUGGUUGGGCUCCAACAAUGAGAUUGAAGGACGGGUUGAGAAUCACCUACUUCUGGAUCAAGGAACAGCUCGAGAAGGAGAAAGCUCAAGGCGUCGAUCUCUCCACAUAUGGAUCUUCCAAGGUGGUGGGAACCCAAGCCCCGGUGCAACUUGGAUCGCUCCGUGCUGCUGAUGGCAAGGAAUGAGUGGUGUUUGAAGCUGAGGUUUGGGUUGGUUUGAUAUAGAUGUACUUGUACCCUAUAAAAAUGUUGAAAAGUUGCUUUGUUUGGAGGGGGCAUAUUUAUCUUCCUGUUUUUCCUAUCUUAGCUGAUGAAAAACUAUUCUGCCCUUGAACCCCAAUAAGGCCUUGGCCAAGUUUGAUGUACAAUCAUGGUGGUUUGGAUGAUUUUCUUAUUUGAAUUAAUGGUCAUUUUAUCUUCAUCAACCAAA